This is a messenger RNA of Trichobilharzia szidati, 1114 nucleotides long. Lineage: Eukaryota; Metazoa; Platyhelminthes; Trematoda; Strigeidida; Schistosomatidae. The record is from the annotation of a GenBank genome assembly.
GUCAGUAUCCUUGACCUAGAGAAUUGCUGGCGGGCUACUUGGAUUCCCUGAUUUGCUGCUGCACAUCAUUACUUGUACAUGGCGAAUCGUACAGUUAAAGAUGCCCAUACAGUUCACGGCACUAAUCCCCAGUAUCUCAUUGAGAAAAUCGUUCGUAGUCGUAUUUAUGAAUCACAAUUCUGGAAAGAGCAUUGCUUCGCUUUAACAGGUAUGCAACUUCUGUCUGUUCUGCUUAACGAUAUUUUUUUGUGUUCAAUAGCUGAAUUAUUAGUCGAUAAAGCUGUAGAACUGCGUUAUGUUGGUGGAGUGUAUAGUGGAAAUGUUAAACCAACGCCUUUUCUGUGUCUUACACUGAAAAUGCUGCAGAUUCAACCGGAUAAAGAUAUUGUCAUUGAAUUUAUAAAACAGGAACCGUACAAGUAUGCUCGAGCUUUAGGAGCAUUCUACUUGAGACUAGUUGGGGAGUCUGUUGAGAUAUAUAAAUAUCUUGAAACGUUGUAUAACGAUUUUAGACGUUUAAAAUUUCAAGAUAAAAUGGGGAAUUUCAGUUUAAUUUACAUGGAUGAUUUUAUCGAUCAGCUGCUUACAGAGGAACGUGUUUGCGAUGUUAUCCUGCCGCGUUUACAAAAACGCGAAAUUCUUGAAGAACUCAACGGUUUAGAACCUCGGCAGUCACUUUUAAACGAGGAUCUGGAAGAUUUGCAGUAUACAGAAGAAUUAGACACAGUGAAUAAUUAUGAUGAAAAUAAUAAAUCAAAAAGCAAGCAUAAACGACGAGAUCAUGGGAAAGAUAAAGACCGGCAUAAACGAAGACAUCGUGAGGAAUCUCCUCAUGGUGACCGUAGGGAAAGAGAACGAGAUCAUGUGUCGUCACGUCAUAAAGACCGUGAUGACUAUGAACGUAAACGCGACAGAGAGAAAGGUCGAAGACGAAGUCGUUCUGGAGAGCGUCGAAGUGGUCGAUCCAGACGUGAUGACGAUCGUUCACCAGAUCAUAAACGCUCCCGAGAUAAAGAUCGUGACAGACGACAUUAGAACUCGAAAGUGACACAUUGUACAUAUUUUAAUAAAAAUAUUUUUUGUCUAUCCCACCAGUGCAUUAUAUACAUUCUGA